UUUAUUUCCAAUUGGAUUUUCCAAGCGACAGUUGAAGAAAGAACGCCGAAGAGACAACAACGCGCCAAUUGGAUUAAAUUGUGAGCGAGAGAGGGGACAAUAACGGCUAGAACAGCAUGACCACCAAUAAGGAUCCCCAAGAUAAGGGAGCCGGGAAACCAGAGCCGGCGAAGAAUGGCGGAUCCGGUGGUGUGGGAAUCAUGAAGCGCUUGAGAAGAUCAGCCUCUGCCACGGAACACAAUCUGAGCAGCCUGCGGAACCGCAAAUCAACCCAAAAUCUGUUCGAUCAGCAUGGCAAUCCCAUUGAUCUGCGGCAAUAUCGCAAAGUUUUGGAUAAAGAUGAGAAUGGUAAUGGGACGAAUGGAUCCGAGAAGAAGCUGCGUUAUAGGAGAACCCAGAGUGUGACUCGUGCUGAGGAAAUUUCGAACAAAGAAGAAAAGCAGCGAAAAGCUCAACCGGGCAGACCAAUCCAUCGACCUCGAGACUCUCUGUUUUCUUGGAGCUCCGGAUUUACCAAUUUUACGGGUCUGGUUAAUUGGGGAUUUCUACUGCUUUGCAUUGGAGGUUUGCGUUUAGGUCUGGAGAAUCUGCUCAAAUAUGGCGUUCGCAUAAAUCCCCUGGACUGGUUCUUUUUCAUAAGCGGACACAAUGAGGGCGAGGGUCACAAUGCCCUGAUCCUGAGCAUUUACUCUUUGGUUCACAUUUCCCUCUGCCUGGCUGUGGAAAAGGGACUUGCCAUGGAAAUCAUUGCCGAGGGCUUGGGCAUCUUCAUUCAGAUAGUAAACAUAGUGGUGCUUGUUUGCCUGCCCGUGGUCACCAUUCACCUUAAAGGACAUGCCUUUAGUUUGAUGGGCGCCUCAACGGUUUGCUUCUUUUAUUCUGUAUUGUUCCUGAAACUCUGGUCGUACGUGCAGACGAAUAUGUGGUGUCGUCAGACUUACUACCAAAAGAAUCCCCGAGAGCGUCGACCCAGCAUCACUUUGGCCGAACUGAGAAAUGGAGUUUUGAAUGGAGGUGAAGAGGACGAGGAUGUUUCCAAGCUGGUGCAGUAUCCAGAUAAUCUCACUUACAGGGAUCUUCUGUACUUCCUCUGCGCUCCCACACUCUGCUAUGAGUUGAACUUCCCACGAACUUCUCGGGUGCGCAAACGCUUUCUGCUCAAGCGUUUGCUGGAGGUUGUGAUUGGAGCGAAUGUGGUGAUGGCUUUGUUCCAACAAUGGAUAAUUCCCUCGGUUAGGAACUCCCUGAUUCCGUUUUCCAACAUGGAUGUGGCUCUGGCCACGGAGCGACUUCUAAAAUUGGCGUUACCCAAUCAUUUGUGCUGGCUGUGUUUUUUCUACCUGAUGUUCCACUCGUUCCUAAAUGCGGUGGGUGAGCUCCUGAAUUUCGCGGAUCGCAACUUUUAUUGUGAUUGGUGGAAUGCCAAUAAUAUUGAUACGUUCUGGCGAACCUGGAACAUGCCCGUUCAUAGAUGGUGUGUGCGUCAUCUAUAUAUCCCAGUGGUCCAAAUGGGCUACUCCUCGCGACAGGCCUCUACAAUCGUCUUCCUGUUUAGUGCCUUCUUCCACGAAUAUUUGGUUUCUGUUCCUCUGCAAACCUACAAGAUCUGCUUUAUGGGCAUGAUGGGUCAGAUUCCUCUCUCGGCCAUAUCCAAAUCCAUUGAGAAACGCCUGGGUCCCCGCAUGGGCAACAUAAUUGUGUGGGCUUCCAUUAUUCUCGGCCAGCCUCUGUGCAUUAUGGCCUACUAUCACGAUUAUGUGGUUCAGCAUUUUAAGAACUCACUCAACGGCACCGACUACGGCAGUUAGAUUUUAGAAAUCGAACUUUUUGGUGGAAAACCACUGGAAUAUAUGCACUGGUCGGGUCCGUGUAUUUUUGUAAUUUAUAAGCCAGAAUGCAAGUUAAGAAGAUAACUUGUGAUUGCCACAAUACAGAUCAAUUUUGUAUGACUUUUGCACAUGCAUGUAGUACUGAUGAAAACAAAUAGAUUGUUAUUGAAUGCAUUUGUUAAUGAAUUUAAGUGUCAUGUAAAUAAAACCAAUUUUAGACUCA
Molecule: messenger RNA, 2052 nt
Organism: Drosophila gunungcola (fruit fly)
Lineage: Eukaryota; Metazoa; Arthropoda; Insecta; Diptera; Drosophilidae
Gene: mdy
Product: diacylglycerol O-acyltransferase 1
Biological process (GO): triglyceride biosynthetic process
Cellular component (GO): endoplasmic reticulum membrane
Molecular function (GO): diacylglycerol O-acyltransferase activity
Source: RefSeq, a predicted model, not a curated record